AAUGAUCGCAGUUGAUUUGUGCUCAGUGAAAAUUUUUCAAUUUUUCCCAGUGUUUUAGGAAGAAAUGGAAGCUUCCGGUAGUACAGUAAAUGAUAUUGUGUGGGAAUUUUUCGGAGAAUCAGUUUGGGAUAGCCUCUGCAAGGAUAAUGGAGCAAAACUAAAAAGCUACAGAGGAAUUUUCUUCUACAUCCGCGAAUUGGACUUUGCAACGGAAUUUGGUGUCCUUCCGGGGUAUUUAACGGAAAUCUGUGGGGUGGCGUUUUCCGGUAGAACGCAACUAUGUGUAAAAUUGUGCAUAAAUGUCUGCAUUCCUGCUGCCCUGCAUGGGUUAGAUGGGGAAUCUCUGUACAUUGAUAGUAGACAGAAGUUUCAUCCCAGGAUGAUUGAGCACCUUGUUGCAUCCACUAAUACGGUGAUGAAGAAGCAAUUUGUGAGGAUUAAUUUCAAAUUAACGGCUGAAGAGGUGCGCAGGAGGAUGCAUUAUAUGGAUAUUAUCAGUGAGAAGGAAUUCCUGACCAUGCUGGGAACUCUGAAGGAUUACCUGAAACAGCAUCCGAGGAUUCGUCUUGUUGUCAUUGAUUCCUUGAUUGCAUUCUUCCACAACUACGCAGGACGCAGCAUUCAACGGGUUAAGCACCUCCUUGAGAUCCUCUUUCGCCUUGACGCCAUUGCAGCGGAAUGUGAUGUGGCAAUGGUAAUUGUCAAUGAUAUGACCACAAAGAUUGCACCCGAUGGACGAUCAUCGAAGGUCAUACCAGCCCUCGGGACGUACUUUGCCAAUAAAAUUCCCUUCAUCCUCCAACUCUCUCCAACAUUGAAUGGAAAAUAUAUGGCAUUGCUGCAGAAAAACUAUAAAAAUUCCGGGAAGAGCAUUUGCUAUGAUUUUUGCCGCCCAAAUGAGAAUUGAAAGGGAACUAAUUUAAUUAUUGGAAUAUUCUGUGACAAAUUGAAUUUAUUUAUGAAUUAAAAAACUUUGAGAAUAAAGAAAAUUUUCAUUCGAAAAAAA
This is a messenger RNA of Lutzomyia longipalpis, 1006 nucleotides long. RefSeq names its product DNA repair protein RAD51 homolog 3-like. Gene Ontology annotation, molecular function: crossover junction DNA endonuclease activity; four-way junction DNA binding. Gene Ontology annotation, biological process: meiotic DNA recombinase assembly; reciprocal meiotic recombination. The coding region runs from base 65 to 907 and encodes 280 amino acids. The transcript has a single exon. Gene Ontology annotation, cellular component: Rad51B-Rad51C-Rad51D-XRCC2 complex; replication fork; Rad51C-XRCC3 complex. Lineage: Eukaryota; Metazoa; Arthropoda; Insecta; Diptera; Psychodidae. The record is from RefSeq and is a predicted model, not a curated record.